AUGACUUCGCAAACACAACUUCGAAUUAUAACCAAACCAAUGCCUAAAGUUAGAGCUAAAAUAGGCACAAUUCUUCACUGCUACCUGCUACUGCUCUUCAUCGCACUUUGGACUGUCACGUGUCAAGCUGAGUACUUCUCAUCAACCGACACCCUACCAGUGCUGGCAAUCGCAGAGGAAGAUUUAAUACAAUGGUUUAGGCAUUUGCUCGAUUCUCAGGCGCAGGAUUUUGCUGUCUAUCGCGAUUUCAUAGAGAGAGUAAAGGAGAAGCAUGCACUGGCGCUUGAGGAUCCAGAAGCCUAUUUGGGUAACCCUAUAAAUGCUUACAAAUUAAUUAAACGAACUGUAGUGGACUGGGCUAUAAUAACGGAAAAUGUAGGGUACAACAAAGGCCUGAAAGCACUCAAGGCAAACCUGACAACGCUGACUGCGGAAACAUCUUUUCCUGAGUUAAGUGAACUACGCGGUGCGGCUAAAGGUUUGGGGCGUCUGCAGAUCAUGUAUAAUUUAAGUGCGACUGAUUUGGCAGAUGGCAUUAUCAAUGGCGUUAAUUACAAUUCCGAACUCUCUAUCGACGAGUGCUUUGAAAUCGGAAGCAAUCUUUUCGAAGCUAAGGAAUAUAUUUUAGCAAAAGAAUGGCUACAGUUAGUAUUGAAGCUGCUAAAGAUUGGUGAAAAUGCGAGUAUUCAGACUUCAGAAAAGGAUUUUGUUGGUGAAGAGUACACAGAUGAUAAACUAAUGCAAGCAGAAAAUGAAAUGAGUGAAAUGUUUUCAAAUCUGCAAAGUAAUGCUGACGAUUUUGACGACAACAAUGAAAAUGAUAUCGGCGAACACUUGGCAUUUUACGAAUUGGAUGAAGAAGGUAAUAUAAUUAAUGAAAGUGAUAAUGAAAGAAGCGACAACCAUGAAGAAAAACCAACUGCGCCCAAGCAAGAUUCGAAAGCAAAGAAAAUAUUAAUCGAAACACUGGAAUAUUUGACACUCGCCAACUUUGAGUUGGAUCAACAAGAUGAAAUGCAAGUUUACCUUAACAAAAUCUUGGAAAUAAAUCCAGAACAUGUUUUCAAAGAUCUACUAGUUUACAAGCAUACUAAAGAGCCACAAAAUCAAACUGAUUCCGAAAGUUUCAGUGUUUUGCAAAAGCAGGAAUGGUUUGCGAACUACUCACGUUUGUGUCAAGGUAAACAAGUGGAGCAAAGGGAACUGCAUCAACUCAAGUGUACAUUAGAUACUCGAAAUCACCCACUAUUCAUAUUGGCACCCUUGCGAAAGGAGGCAUUGCUUGCAGAUCCCGAAAUUGUCGUGUAUCAUGGACUGCUAAGCGAUAAACACCUUGAUGAUAUACUUGAACAGUCCGAAGCACAUAUGGUGCGUUCAUGUGUUGGCGGUGCAAAUAUACAUUUGGUUCGUGAUGAACGCGUCAGCCAACAAGCUUGGCUAUCAUAUAAUAGUUCAACUACAAAAUACAUCUAUCGUACGGUAUCGGCUAUAACUGGUUUCGACUUAACUAAUGCGGAAUAUAUGCAGGUGGCAAAUUAUGGCAUCGGCGGACAGUACGAUCCGCAUCGCGACUACUUCGACGUACAAGAUCCCUCUGCAGAAGGUCUCCCAUGGAUAGGAAAUCGCAUAGGAACUCAUUUAUUCUUUGCUUCUGACGUCGAGCAGGGCGGUUAUACCGUGUUUCCUCUCUUGAAUGUUUAUGCAAAACCCGUUAAGGGUUCGAUGGUUAUGUGGCGUAACUUGCAUAAGUCUCUGGACCUUGACAAACGUACUCUGCAUGCCGGCUGCCCUGUAAUCAAGGGCACCAAGCGAAUUUGUAACAUUUGGGUACAUUCUGGUUAUCAGGAAUUCAGUCAUCCCUGUGGUUUAGUGAAUGACUACUACAAAUCGGCUCAUAUAUGA
This is a messenger RNA of Bactrocera tryoni, 1902 nucleotides long. Its product is annotated as prolyl 4-hydroxylase subunit alpha-1. The record is from RefSeq and is a predicted model, not a curated record. The transcript is spliced from 7 exons. Gene Ontology annotation, molecular function: L-ascorbic acid binding; procollagen-proline 4-dioxygenase activity; iron ion binding. Lineage: Eukaryota; Metazoa; Arthropoda; Insecta; Diptera; Tephritidae. Bases 1 to 1902 code for a protein of 633 amino acids. Gene Ontology annotation, cellular component: endoplasmic reticulum. Gene Ontology annotation, biological process: peptidyl-proline hydroxylation to 4-hydroxy-L-proline.